UGCCGACGAAUUAUUGCUCAACACGUCCAAGAAAUUUCAAUACUUUCGGGUCUAAAUUUAAACAUUGAGGUUGAUGAUAUGGAAGGACAUCAUUAUAUGGAUGAAAAUGGUUACAGUUAUGGUUAUGAUCCAAACCAGAUGUAUUAUGUAGAUCCAAAUAUGCAGCAGACAGAGUACUAUCCACAAGGUCAGCAGUACGGGGGUUGGGGAUGGCAGCCCCAGGGGUACGCAUCUAUCCAGCAGCCGAUGUAUGGAGGUUUUGCACAACAAGGAAUGAAUUAUGACUAUUAUAAUCAGUAUGAUAAUGGAAUGGUAUAUGGACAGCAAGGCUUUGUCAAUUAUGAUGCACAGUCUUCCUAUGGAAGACAGUCGGUGUCAAAUUCUCGAAGUAAACAUUCUUACUCACAGAAUAGAUCAAGAAAUAGACAGAGACCAGAGGCUAAGCAAAACAUUGCUACAAACGAUAUUGAAAAUUCUAAUAAUAAUGCUUACAAUAGUAACGAUGGUUUACAAAAGGAAACUAGUUCAGGGGAAGUAAUAAAAGAAAUAGGUCAAAAAAGUGGUGUGAAAGAUAAUGCAACUGAAGAGUCAAAAGAUAGUUUGGAUUUAAAAGAUCAGGAUAAGUUUAGAAAUCGAGGGAGUAGAUUUCAGGGGACAGAUUCUAGAACGAGAAAGUUUGACAGUCGACAGCAGAUGCUUGACAAGCAGAGAGGGUAUGAUAGGAGUUACAGGCCUGACAGGGGAGAUAAAAAUAGUAGUGCUGCAGCAAAUGGGGAUAUUGAUCAUUCUGUGAAUAAUAAACCUGAGGUAAAAUCUGAAAAUAAUUCAUCUGAUGAUAAAACUGAUUUGGAUCCAGGAGCACGACCUAAGUCCUACAGGGAUGCUAGGAAUAGUGGUUACAGAAGAGACAAACAGUUUGAUAGAGAUAGAAAAUCUGGUCAAGAAGGUGGAAGGUAUGGAACUAGAUCACAUGGUGCAGACAAAGGUCCGAUUGAUAAUAAAAACAAUGAUUUUGAUAGUAAAAUAUCUAAGGAAUCAGUGAAACCUGAUAGAACAGAUGCUGAAUCUCCUGUGAAUGAUGUUGCUAAUAAGUCUGAGGAAAAU
This is a messenger RNA of Mercenaria mercenaria, 1104 nucleotides long. Its product is annotated as arginine/serine-rich coiled-coil protein 2-like. The record is from RefSeq and is a predicted model, not a curated record. NCBI's taxonomy places the organism in Eukaryota, Metazoa, Mollusca, Bivalvia, Venerida, Veneridae. The transcript has 3 exons. The annotation marks the transcript as partial.